Molecule: messenger RNA, 990 nt
Organism: Fusarium sp. VM40
Lineage: Eukaryota; Fungi; Ascomycota; Sordariomycetes; Hypocreales; Nectriaceae
Source: the annotation of a GenBank genome assembly
AUGCCUUCAGAUCUAUCAGAAUAUCUGGCCUCGAAAUAUCUAGUCGCCGACCCGAAACCAGCUAAGAAACGAAAGCGCAAGCGUGGCGCAGAAGCCAAUAACGGUCUUCUUAUCACAGACGAUGACGAUUCAGGCUGGGGCAAUGCCAAUGCGCAGCAAGACGACGAGGGGAUAGAUGCCCCAGUGACAGUAUUAGGGCGAUCCGCAGAGUUUCGGAAAACCAAAAAAAGCAAUUGGAAAUCGCUGGCCGGCGACGAAACGGCAAAUGAUGAUUCUGCAGCAGCCGCAGACGCGAUCUUAGCAUCAGCAGCAGCGGAGCAGAAUGCAGGUCGCGACGAGGAUGAGGACAUGCCGAUGAUCGAGGACGACGGCUCGGCUGUCAAGAUGAGCGAUGGAACACAUGCAGGAUUGCAAAGUGCAGCCACUGUAUCGGCACAACUAAAGCGACGACAAAAGGAGGAACGCGAAGAAUUCGAACGGCAUCGCAAGUCGGCUAAGGAGGAAGAAACGGUAUAUCGAGACGCCACCGGCCGGAGAAUCGACAUAUCUAUGAAGCGCGCAGAAGCUCGACGCGCCGCUGCCGAUGCCGAGGAAAAGGAACGACUUGCGAAGGAAGCUCUCAAGGGCGAUGUGCAACUCGAGGAGGCGCGCAAACGACGUGAGAAGCUACAAGAUGCCAAGCUCAUGUCAUUUGCUCGCACCGCCGACGACGAAGAAAUGAAUCAGGAAAUGAAGGAACAGGACCGCUGGAACGAUCCCAUGACGCAGUUCAUGAGCGAGAAAAAGGAAUCUGGAAAGGGGCAAGGUAAAAAGUCGAAGCGAAAACCAGUAUACGCAGGUGCAGCACCACCCAACAGGUACGGUAUCAAGCCAGGCUACCGAUGGGAUGGCGUUGAUCGCGGUAAUGGCUUUGAAGCAGAAAGGUUCAAGGCCAUCAAUAGGAGGGAGCGAAAUAAGGGACUGGAUUAUUCAUGGCAGAUGGAUGAAUAG